GUCAUCAAUCGCCUUCAUCUUGCUCAGCUAGCUUCUCAUCUGCUCAAUUGCUCUGAAUAAAUCUUUCCUUAGAACGCGCUCCUACUAUACUGCGGCGCAAUGGACGCACGCAAUGGCCACAGCAUCGGCUUGACUGACAUGAUUGAGCGCCUCGCUACUGAAGAUGUCAUACCCACGGCUGCUAGUGUGACCUUACAAGGCAAUACUAUCACUGGAUCCUCGCUUCGGCCUGUGCAGCACACGCCAAGCAAAUCUGCUCGGUUUGCGCCAGACUCUGCAUUUUCAACUCCACACAAGGAGACAGACGACCCAAGCUGGUCACGACGCGAUGUUCCGCUGACUCAAUCGGUCGACGGCACAUUAGAUAUGCGCUCUUCACCUAGGUAUCCCUCUGGAAUACAUUUGUCGCCAAGGCGCGCAAGUCGUGUAGCCUCUUCACGCAUUGACGAACACAUCUACUAUCGCGGCUUCCUUGAGGGCGCAUGCUCAGAUGUUGCCAUUACGGCGUUUGGCAAAACAUAUGCACUGCAUCGCAUCAUCCUCGAUCGGGCGCCCUUUUUCAACAUGAUGUUCUCUGGGCCUUGGAAAGAUGCUGAUUCGUCUGCCAUGGCACUUCAAUUUGACGACGAGAACAUCACGCGACCUGCAUUCGAGGCUGCCUUGGCUCGUGUCUACGGCAAAGAAACUAGUCCUGAGACGGUCGAUACACUCAGCCUUCUGGCAACAGCAGCGUACAUCGACUUAGAAGAGUUGCAAGAAGAAUGCACAGUCAGGCAACUACGUUCACUCAACACCUCUACAUUAGGCAAAGUUGUCUCUUUUGUGUCUGGUACAAGCGAUUAUGGCUCAGCCAGUGAGAGAUUGAGGGAGGCAUGCCGUGCUCUGCUUCUCCGGGAUGGCUACGAGAUGACGAUGGAAGAUUGGGAUGAGGUACCUGAUGGUCUUGCGGCAGACAUUUUAAUGCAUGAUGCCUUUUUCUGUCCAGCUGAAAUUGACCGCUACAAUGUGAUCGCUUCUCUCUUACGUCACCGCAAGACCAAGGGACAAGAUGUUUUUGUGUUUGAGCAGCUGCUGGCAAGCAAAAUUCACUACAUGCAUAUGACACAGUCUGAACUCAAGAAGAUCAAGUCAGAUGGACUCGUGGAUGAAAAUGUACUGUUCAAGGCGCUCUGGGACCAAGUGGAGCUCAAGGAAUACAUCACCAUUGGCAAUGGCCCUGUCCUUGGCAUCACGACCAAGGAAGAGACAGAGUAUCCUGUGCCUCGGGAUGAGACCUCUUACAUUGGAGAUCCAGCACUGACACCGACCUCUGCAAUCCACAGUCCGAGUGGCCCAUUGAAGCCAGCAGAGGCACACAGCCUCUUCCCACCUUUCCGCUUCUCGGCUGAGUUUGAACGUGUCGGCGACCUGAAGGAGGAUACACGCGUCUACAGUCACACCGUGUUUUAUGCCGGUAGCUACUGGAACAUUUACAUUCACAACAAAAUCCGAGCGCGCAAAGCACGACAACUUGGCGUAUAUCUACACCGAGUCGAAAUCAAGGCAGGCGAGGGCAAUGGCUUUGAACGAAGCUCUUUUGACUAUCAGCAAGAUUUGCAAGGGCAUGCAUACAUGGAUACUCACGUCACACCGAAUGGCUCACCUAUGAAGAAAGAUGCCCAAGGAAUUGCCUUGACCAUGCCAGAUGUGAAACGUCCCUACGUCGACAUGCGCAGCACCAUCUCAACAUUCUUCAAAAUUUACUGUCCAGCCCGCAAAGGUUCCGCUAAGAUUGGAGUGACUGAAUUCCAGUCUGCGCCUGAUGAGUUCAAUCGCAGCCAAUCUUGGGGCUGGAAAUCUCGUGGACUUUGUUCAUUUGAUGAUCGUGAAGGUGAAGGCGAAGACAUGGAGCAGAGCCCGCUCAAGUUCAUGGUCUGUCUUGGGCUUGUCUAG
Messenger RNA from Protomyces lactucae-debilis, 1932 nucleotides. RefSeq lists its product as uncharacterized. The record is from RefSeq and is a predicted model, not a curated record. The transcript has a single exon. NCBI's taxonomy places the organism in Eukaryota, Fungi, Ascomycota, Taphrinomycetes, Taphrinales, Protomycetaceae. The coding region runs from base 100 to 1932 and encodes 610 amino acids. Gene Ontology annotation, molecular function: protein binding.